This is a messenger RNA of Ctenocephalides felis (cat flea), 1558 nucleotides long. Its product is annotated as UDP-glucuronosyltransferase 2B17-like. The record is from RefSeq and is a predicted model, not a curated record. Lineage: Eukaryota; Metazoa; Arthropoda; Insecta; Siphonaptera; Pulicidae. Bases 9 to 1541 code for a protein of 510 amino acids. The transcript is spliced from 6 exons. Gene Ontology annotation, molecular function: UDP-glycosyltransferase activity.
GUUCGAUAAUGUCAUCCCUCGCCAUGGCAGGUUACAACGUGACAGCUCUCAGUGUAGACGUAGACGACCCACCUACACCUAACCUCAAUUACAUCCUUAUGGAAGGGGUCUACGAAGAGGUCGAAAAGGUGUUCCUCAGUGUAGACCCUGAGAAAUUCCAAGCAAAAACUGUCUUGGGAGGAAUGGAGAUGCUGACCAACUAUUUUGUGAUGUUAUUUAAAAUCGUUUCGAAAACAAAAGGUUUCCAACAGCUGAUGGAUUAUCCGAGUGACUUCAAAUUUGAUCUGAUUCUUUUUGAAUAUACUGGUUUGCCGGAUAUUUUGGGUUUUGCACAUAAAUUUAAUUACCCACCCAUUAUUGGUAUAAGCCCCUUCAUGACACCCCCAAACACCUACGACAUCCUCGGAAAUCCCCAAGUCCCAUCCCUAAUCCCCUACUACUCCACGGACUUCUCUGGAGACAUGUCCUUCUGGCAGAGGUCUCUGAAUCUUUUCUACUACUUCAUGGAUUAUAGGAACAGAAGGAGGACCAUGAACAUUUUGGAUCCAAUGGCCAGAGAGGUUUUUGGACAAGAUCUUCCCUUUAUUGGAGAUUUGGAGAGAGAGAUUGACCUGGUGCUGGUUAAUAGUCAUUCAGGAAUGGAUUUGCCGGAGUUGCUGUUGCCUAAUGUUAUCCAAGUUGGGGGGUUGCAGGUUAAGGAACCAAAGAAACUACCAGAGAACAUCAACAACUUUUUCAACGGCGCCAAAAAGGGAGUAGUCUACUUCAGUCUAGGAACCAACGUGAGGAGCAACAUGAUGGGUGAAGAAAAAGUCCAGAUGUUCGUGAGAGCUCUGGCCAAAUUCCCAGACUACCACUUUUUAUGGAAAAUCGAUAGAACUGAUUUGAAAGUCUCCAAAAACGUUAUGGUCACCAAAUGGGCAUCCCAGAACGACGUUUUGGGUCAUCCCAAAACGGUUCUGUUUAUGUCCCAUUGUGGUCUUUUGAGCACACAGGAGGCUACUUGGCACGGGGUGCCCUUGUUGGGGAUUCCUUUUUUCGCUGAUCAAUUUACGAAUGCUAAAAAAGCAGUAGACGCCGGCGUUGCUGAACAAAUACUCAUCAUAUCUGUCACCGAAGAAGAAAUUGUAGAUAAAUUGGGACGUAUGUUGAAUAACCAAAGUUACCAAGACAACAUGACCCUCCGCUCCAAAAGAUUCCGCGACCGCCCGAUGGCCCCCUUGGACGAAGCAGUAUGGUGGUGCGAGUACUCGAUGCGACAUAAAGGAACGCGCCAUCUAAGAUCCAAAGCCAGAGACAUGAGCCCCCUUGUGCUCUUCAUGUGGGACGUGCUUCUGGUGUGGCUCGGAGGACUUAUGGGGGCCGUUUUAGUUUUAGGUUAUGUAAUUAGAAGGAUUCUUGUGAAGAAGCCGGAGACUUUCGUUAGUUGUGCGAAGGAAUUGAGAGAGAUGAAGCUGAUGAAUGGGACCAAGGGGGCUUCCAAUGGGACUGCCAAGAGGGCUUAUGGAGUUGGUAAUGGAGUGAUGAAGAAGACGCAAUGAAAAAAUGAAUAAAUAUU